Messenger RNA from Cylicostephanus goldi, 434 nucleotides. Lineage: Eukaryota; Metazoa; Nematoda; Chromadorea; Rhabditida; Strongylidae. The record is from the annotation of a GenBank genome assembly.
AUGAUAAGUUCCAUUGCGCUACCUACAGAUAAAUCUUUUAGUGCUAAGAGAGAACAAAUGCUGUCGGAGUACACUAAUUCAAUUCAAAAAGGUCGCGAUACAUACAAUACUUCAUUUUGGGGAUCCGAAAUGUGGAAUCAUAACACUCCUGUAAGUGAAGAUUGCCUCUAUCUCAACAUUUGGACUCCUGCCGAAGCCUACAAUCUUACUGUGAUGGUAUGGUUAUUUGGUGGAGGCUAUUAUUCGGGUAGCCCGUCGUUGAUUCUUUACGACGGCAAGGCUCUUGCGCUGCUUGGCAACGUCAUCGUGGUGAAUGUGAAUUAUCGUGUAGGUCCAUUCGGCUACCUCUUUAUGGAUGACGAUGCUGCUCCGGGAAACGUCGGCAUGUUGGACCAAGUGAGUUGUGGGAAAGGCAAAUCAUUUGCCCUCUGAAU